AGGCUUGGCUCGCAGCGGAGGCAAAGUGAGGGUGACAGGUCAAACUACUUGCCACUUGCCAGAUUUCCAGCGCGGCAAAUCGCCCUUUGCCUCCAGACCCUUCGCUGCAUUUUGAGAUGGCGCUCGGCCUGCGACUCGCUCUUCUUCCAAGCUGCGUCCUGUUGUCAUGGGCUGGCUGUGCCGUUCCGGAGGACUGCGGGCCUUCCGCGGGCUCGAAGCUGCGCGGCAGGCCGAACGUCACGGAGUCCCACUUUGGCAACUCCACAAGGUCUCGACUCAAGGCCAGGUCCCACAGGCUCCGGAAGGCAUACACGCUCAUCAAGCGCUUUGACUUUGGAGGCGAUGUGAAGCGCGAGUUCGACGUGGUGCAGAUCCCGGACCAGAACAUGACCCAUUCCUGUGCCAACUACGUGGAUGAUGGGUCAACGGCCUUCACCAGCAAUGGCCGGCUGCAUUUGAAGGUGUCCUCAGCUUGCACGGACAGCAGGUGCUUGAAUUCAGGAAGAGUGAUGAGCAGAGAUGCCUUCACCUACGGAAUCUUCACCUUCUCUGCCAAAGUGCCCAAGUGCAACAGCGUGUGGCCUGCGCUGUGGCUGCUGCCAGAGAGCUCCAAGGGCAAUGGCAAGUACGGGCCGUGGCCCUGCAGCGGCGAGAUCGACGUGCUGGAGACGGUCCAUGGCGAUCCCCAUGGAGCUUUCAAUCUCGUCGGGGGCCGAGGGCUACGUCUUUGCGUCUUUGUACCGCGCGGUUGGCGCCAAGAGUGGCCGGGUUCGGCUCCUAUGGCGGCUGCUUCGACCCCAACGCCAUCAGCUGCAACAGCUGCGCGGCCCCGGCGUACUGCACCUCCACCACGCUGGCGAACGCUGAGGCGUCCCAUCUCAUGGUGGAGGAGGUCAACUGCGCCGCGGGGCAGAACUCUUGGGACGAGCACCUCUUCGUGCUGCUGUGGGAGAAGGAUGCGCUCACGACCUAUGUGGACCCCACGCUGUCCUAUGAUGCCGCCGGCAAAAUGGUGGGAGUCCAGGCAAAGGUUCGCCCAGACGGCCAGCCGACGGUGAAGACCUACUACCGCUACACCACCCCGACUUGGAAGGCGGUUGAGGCUUACAUGCACAAGUGCUACCCUGGCCGGCACGAGCCAGACGCGCCCUUUGAUAUUCCCAUGAAGAUCGUGCUGAACAUCGCGGUGGGGGGAUACGGUGGCGCGCCCUGCUUCUGGGGCUCUCACUCCUGUGUGAACCAAUGCGGCGGUGCGAUUGGCUCUCAGCUGAUCUUGUCUGACAUUAGCGUCUGGCAGUGAGCCCGCGGUGAGGCGGUGAGCCUAGGAUUGGCCCAAAAUUGUUAGGCUGGGGUGAGGGCGCCUCGGAUUUAUGGGUGAAGUUUUGAAGGCGUGGCAGGACUUGGAAUCUUGUUCCUGUCACGUGGCUGCCGGUUGCCACCAACAAGGCAAGCUCAAGCCAAUUUUAAUUCGCUGGCAAUGCAUCCAGCAUGAAUUCGCCUGCUUUUGUAGCAACGCUUCGUUGCCAGUGCCUAGUCAGCUCGAGGCAGCUGCACUUUUCGCUUAGGAGUUUUGGGGGGCCGGCAUGAUCCUGAUACAGUCUUGUGGCACACC
Molecule: messenger RNA, 1612 nt
Organism: Effrenium voratum
Lineage: Eukaryota; Dinophyceae; Suessiales; Symbiodiniaceae
Source: the annotation of a GenBank genome assembly